Molecule: messenger RNA, 1415 nt
Organism: Molossus molossus (Pallas's mastiff bat)
Lineage: Eukaryota; Metazoa; Chordata; Mammalia; Chiroptera; Molossidae
Gene: CRIPT
Product: CXXC repeat containing interactor of PDZ3 domain
Exons: 5
Coding region: 71-376 (101 amino acids)
Biological process (GO): cytoplasmic microtubule organization
Cellular component (GO): dendrite
Molecular function (GO): microtubule binding; PDZ domain binding
Source: RefSeq, a predicted model, not a curated record
GGGGUAUCUUUCUCUGGCUGUGUUGAUGUUUUUAAGCUGCUGCUGCGACUGAAGGACCCAACGCAGAAGGAUGGUGUGCGAAAAAUGUGAAAAGAAACUUGGUACUGUCAUCACUCCAGAUACAUGGAAAGAUGGUGCAAGGAAUACCACAGAAAGUGGUGGAAGAAAGCUGAAUGAAAAUAAAGCUUUGACCUCAAAAAAAGCAAGAUUCGAUCCAUAUGGAAAGAAUAAGUUCUCCACUUGCAGAAUUUGCAAAAGUUCUGUGCACCAGCCAGGUUCUAAUUACUGCCAGGGCUGUGCCUACAAAAAGGGCAUCUGUGCAAUGUGUGGGAAAAAGGUUUUGGAUACCAAAAACUACAAGCAAACGUCCGUCUAGAUGUAUUUAUGAAGUUUCUGGCUGUCUGUAUGAUUUUGCUUUCUGCUUCAAAUUUUCAAGGCAUAUCAGAGAUGUUCAAGUUACAAAAUAACAUGUUCUAAGACAAUUAAGUUUAAACCUGGGAAGUUGAUUCAUUCUUUUGCUCUUUAGAAAUUCUGAAUAGCAACAAUGUUACUAGUUUGCCUUACAGACAUCUUAUUGAGGCAAAUUUAACAACAAAAAUAUUGUCCCCGUUCUGUAUGCACUUUUUAUUUAAUGUUAUUCAUAUAAUUCUUAUCUUUUUCCUCUACCUUACUUAUAUAUGUUGCAAAAGUGAAAAGGGGAUUAUUGAUGCUCAGAACUUGGCAUCAGACUUAGAAUUUUCCCCUCAUUUCCUUGUUGGUUGUCUAGUUCUUAGAAUAAGCAGUCCCUUAAUUAAUUGCAGCUUCACAGGGUAUUUAUCUGUGACCGUUAUUGCUAAAUGGUUCCUUAGAAGUUAGCCCAGACCCAAAUCAAAUACAAGUGGUAUUUGUGAUUUUAAAAAUUUGUUCUUGAAGCCAUAGUGCUAAUACCUUUCAUAGGAGAAUAAGAACAGAAAGGGCACUCCAUAUGUAUCCAAAUGGAUACACUGGAUUUUAGUAAAAUACACGCUACACACAUGACUGAAUUCACACUACUAAUGAGCCAGGAGAACAGUGUUCAUUAUGAUGAUGUAUAAUGGAAAUGAAUCACCACUCUUUGGGAAAGCUCUUUGAAAAGCAAAAAUGAAACUAUUUUAAUUCCCCUUACCACCCCCUGCAAAAGAAAUAAAUAGAACAAAGCAAACGUUUUGAUUCUUAAAAUACAUAUAUGUACCUUCAAAGAAAUAUUUUUUAAAAUGCCACCUUUAGAGGUUUAGGACUUCUACUUUUUAAACAAACCUACAGCCUGAUAGGGGAGACCAAAAAAGUAUGCCCCAUUGCCAAGUACAGUAUGUAUAAAUACUUAUCACUAUAAAAUGUGUAGAAUAGAUAACCUAAUGAUAUACAUAGUAUAGAUAUUGCAUUUUUAUUUUAAAAUU